This is a messenger RNA of Aricia agestis (brown argus), 944 nucleotides long. It is a transcript of the gene DnaJ-15, whose product is annotated as dnaJ homolog subfamily C member 17. Lineage: Eukaryota; Metazoa; Arthropoda; Insecta; Lepidoptera; Lycaenidae. Gene Ontology annotation, biological process: spliceosomal complex disassembly. Bases 32 to 910 code for a protein of 292 amino acids. The record is from RefSeq and is a predicted model, not a curated record. Gene Ontology annotation, cellular component: spliceosomal complex. The transcript is spliced from 3 exons. Gene Ontology annotation, molecular function: RNA binding.
UAUAAUUUUGUGAUUAUUAUUUUACUACAAAAUGGCAAAGAAAAAAAUAGAGGAUCUCGAUUUGUACGCAAUUCUUGAUGUUCAAUUUACAGCUACAGAAGCAGAGAUCAAAAAAGCGUACAGGAAGAAAGCAUUACAAUGCCAUCCUGAUAAGAAUCCAGACAACCCCAAAGCUGCUGAAACUUUCCAUGAGCUAUCGCAAGCCUUGGAAAUACUUACCGAUGUAUCAGCAAGGGCGGCAUAUGAUAAAGUAAUUAAAGCAAAAGCAGCGGCUAAGUUAAGAGACAAAGAAUUAGAUAGCAAAAGAAGAAAGCUCAAAGAAGACUUGGAAAGAAGAGAAAAUGAGGCUGCAUCUGGUUAUUCAAAAAGCAAUUUAACUGACGAACAAAAACUAGCUGCAGAAAUAGCAAGACUACAGAAAGAAGGCAGUCUCCUCUUACAGGAAGAGCAGCGAAGAAUGAGAGAAGAAAUAAAAAAAACUAUCAAUAACCUUAGUGAACCAGUAUGGGAUUCAAGUUUAAAUAGAAUUAAAAUAUCAUGGAAGGCAGAAAAGAAUGAUCCAGAUAAUGGGGGUUAUAAUGAAAACAACCUCAGGAGAUUCUUGAAAAAGUAUGGUGAAAUUGUGGCAUUGAUCAUAUCACCAAAAAAGAAAGGCAGUGCUUUAGUUGAGUUUGCAAGUAAAGAAGCAUCUGAGAUGGCAAUAGAGUUUGAAAAAGGUUUGUCAGAAAACCCGUUGACAUUAAAGUGGCUUCAAGAUAGACCAUUUUAUACACCAAAGUCAGCUUCACAUGCUUCGACAUUGGUUAACGAUAGAGAUUAUGAAUCUUUGGUUCUGACAAAAAUGAGGCAAGCAGCUGAACGGCAAAGAUUAAUAGAAGAAAUGAUGAAAGAAGAUGGUGAUGUUAAAUAACAGAAAAUUAAACAUAAUUUAAGCAUAAAUAGUU